GCGCCUUUAGUUUCGUACUUUCGGCCGGCCGCUCCCUCUCAAACAAAACCACUUCCGCUCCCUCCUCCACACCCACACUGUCGCUCCUUUCAAUUCCGCUCCCUAUUCUCGUGUGUGCGUGCCCGACAAUUCCCAUCGUUUGACCACAACACAAUCAUUAUCCAAGACGACGACGAUAACGAUACCAUCACGCUCACUUGCCCGGUCGCAUCCCGACCCUCUAUUUCCGUUCUUGACCAUCGUCCACAAGUCACACUAACCAUCUCGGCCCGCUCCAGCACCGUCGUCGAGUCAUAGUCUUCCUUCGACCGACAUCGAUUGGAACAAAGGCAAUGUCCAACCACUCGUGACCUCGUCAACCAUCAACAAGGAAUACCAAGGAAUCCGCAAACAAAGGGAACAACAGGAGACAAGAAGAAGGGGCCAGCACCACUCCUUAUCAUCAGGCCUUUGAAUUCCGCUUCAUUCAUAUUCAAUUCGACACGUAGGAGGUUAAUUCCUUCCUUGUCCUUUUCAACUCCAAACCGCCAGGACUCUCGAAGGGUCCUGCGUUCAUUGCGUUUGACCCAACCUCAAGCACAAUCAGCACUCGAGGACAACGACAAGAACCCGACGACGACCUGAUUGCUCGACCGUUGCCGUUACCCACGACUUGUUAUCGUCACAUCAAGACCUCGAAGGCCUUCAACCGUACACCAUGAAGUCGAUAUCGGUACUGGUAACGGCUUUCGCCGCCAACUGCGCCAUUGCGACAGCGCAUCAACCCUUGGGCUCACUAUUCGUCAGAGACGAUCCACCAUGGCCGACAAUCGAAAAAGCCGCCUUUAACCAAAAUACCUACCACGGCUGCUUCAACGAUUCAGGCACCUUGAAGCUGAACACCACACGCAUGAACACUCAACAAAUGAUGAAUUUCGGCAAUGGUCUAGAGAAGGAUCUCGGUGUGUCGAGUGGUCUCUGUUUUCAAUGGUGUAAGGGCAACCAGACGACCGUUGCCGCGAUGAGUCAAGGAGAUCAGUGUUGGUGCGGUACCGAAUAUCCGCCAGUGUCGGCCCAGACCGACAUAGAAAAUUGCGAUAUCACAUGCUCGGGCUAUAACUUGGAGUAUUGCGGUGGUGCCGAUACGUGGAGCGUCUACAACUUGGGCGCUCCAACGGUUGUGAACUCAAAGCCUAAGACCUCCAGCACCAGCGCAGCACCAAGUUCAACAACUUCUGCGGCCAAGACGUCUAGCAUCUCAAGCGCUGUAUCCGCAUCGACUGUCACCACUACCGAAUCAGUCUCGUCCGACGAUUCCAAGAAGGGAAAGAGCAACACGGCCGGAAUCGUGGCAGGCACCGUGGUGGCUGUCGUUGUCGUCUUGUCCGCGGUUGGGGGUGUCUUCCUCUUUAUGCGUCGCAAGCGGAACAAGGAGAUUGAGGAUGAGCAUCGACGCAACGCUGCCGUCAAUGCUUUCGUUGGCAAGCCGCCCAGCACCAGCGAUGGGAUGUCCAUGGCAGACGCCCGACUCGACCCUGUCCUCGUGCAGAGGAGAUUAAGUGAUGGCAGUAUCGCCGACAACCAAGACUACUCCAGGAGGAUCCUUCGCGUUACAAAUGCAUGAUCAAGUCACCAGUCGACGACAACAAAAAGACUUGCCUGUAUUAUACACUUUCAUCACAUCCGCAUACUCGGCGUUAGGGAAACAUUUCGGCUUAUUACUGGUAGAUCGAUCACACGAACGAAAGCUCCUAGGCAGGCAAUUCUUGGCACGAGAAAGGCGGAUCAUUCGGGCACAAAGUGGGUGUGACCCUUGAGAAUCUGCCAGCCUCAGCGCUAUUCUCUCCUUUACUCCCUUUUAGAUAUCAGCCAGUUCGGUCGUCCUUAAAUGAACGACUCCUUUCCCUUGCUUGAGAAUUUGCCUGCCUGACGGGCGACGAUUUCGGUUCACCAGCACAAGACAGGAAUGGUUUUCCACCCGCUGGCUUUUACCGAGAUGUUUAGCCGAGGUGUGUUGCGGGAGUAGUUUCCUCCUUGAGCUGGGCCUCCUAUCAUUCGCUGGUAUGCGUGUUUUCUUAAGCUUUGGGUUUUGACUGGAGUUAAGAAAUUCCCUUCCCAUGAGGAAACGGUCUCUAGUAAUGCAUUUCCGUACGUUUAGGCACGCAGGACCUAUCCGAUCUUGGAGAGAAAGCUGGCUUUAGACACGGAUAAUGGUACCUCGAUUUCAAGAGUAUACGGCGUUGUAGUUUUACACCAUUCAACUGCUUUUCUUGCCUAAUCUCCCGCUCUUAUUUUGGGAAGGACACGACGAAGAACCGAACGGGUGGGAGAAUGUUACUGCUGGGCACACAAAGUAUAUCACACCAUGGUUGAUACACUUAAGCUGGAUGCGAACUAGAGGGAAAGAGACGCCAAGUCCUUACACAUCCUUCUUUGGGCGAAGGGGAAAAAAUGGAAGAUUGUGGUUUCCAGCUCUUGUUGUUCAUGGCACCGUUGUUGCAUGGGGCGUGUCGGGUGUGGUUCUUUUUUCGGUUUGCUUGGUUCUUUUUUCUAGUUGCUUUAGACAGUAGUUGUUUUAUUUUGAGAUAUCCCCUCCUUUGACAUCGCGCGCUUGACU
This is a messenger RNA of Neurospora tetrasperma FGSC 2508, 2596 nucleotides long. RefSeq lists its product as uncharacterized. The coding region runs from base 698 to 1603 and encodes 301 amino acids. Gene Ontology annotation, cellular component: plasma membrane. Lineage: Eukaryota; Fungi; Ascomycota; Sordariomycetes; Sordariales; Sordariaceae. The transcript is spliced from 3 exons. The record is from RefSeq and is a predicted model, not a curated record.